GGCCCACAAACUCUACAACCUGUCAUGCAAUUUAAAUGUAAAUUAUUUUUGCAGAAUGAAACCUCAAGUUGGAGUCCCUUUGGGUCAGUGUCUAUGCGAAUAUCCCAACAGAUUCCGAGCAAGCGAAUGCAUAUUUAUAUUGAGAAUGAGAAGAACAAACUUGUUAGUUCUGUUGUACGCAGUGGAAAUGUGGAGAAGGUUGGAAACAAGAAGGUUACGUUCUUACUAAAAAAUGAACAAGAAAGGACAAGUAUGGUAUAUAUGAUUCAACUCAAAGACGAGAAGACUGCCGUAAAGACGUACGAUUAUCUU
Messenger RNA from Phycomyces blakesleeanus NRRL 1555(-), 312 nucleotides. RefSeq lists its product as hypothetical. The record is from RefSeq and is a predicted model, not a curated record. The transcript has a single exon. The annotation marks the transcript as partial. Lineage: Eukaryota; Fungi; Mucoromycota; Mucoromycetes; Mucorales; Phycomycetaceae.